This is a messenger RNA of Solanum verrucosum, 1237 nucleotides long. RefSeq lists its product as uncharacterized. Bases 45 to 1199 code for a protein of 384 amino acids. The transcript has a single exon. The record is from RefSeq and is a predicted model, not a curated record. Lineage: Eukaryota; Viridiplantae; Streptophyta; Magnoliopsida; Solanales; Solanaceae. Gene Ontology annotation, molecular function: protein binding.
AUCUGUUGGUUUGUUCUCUGUUUUCAUUUUCUUAGUUUUGAGAAAUGAUGAAUAGUACUAUCAAAUUUCUAAUAUUUUUCUUCAGUGUCACAACAGCACAACCACUAAAGGGACAGAACCAAUUGAUUUUUGCAGAUCAAAGGCUUGCUAUAGUAUACCCCAUUAUACAAAAAUUCAAGAAUAUCAUCUCUGCUGAUCCUCUAGGUAUUACAAAAACUUGGGUUGGUCCAAACAUAUGUAAUUAUACUGGUUUUUAUUGUGAAAGUCCUCCAGACAACAAUUCAGCAAUUGCUCUUGCUUCUAUUGAUUUCAAUGGCUUUCAACUUAGCGCGUUGACACUUGAUGGCUUCCUUGAUCAGCUUCCUGAUAUAGCUAUUUUUCAUGCUAAUUCAAACAAUUUUGGUGGGACUCUGUCUCCAAAAAUCGUGAAUCUUCCUUAUCUCUAUGAACUUGAUAUUAGUAACAACCAAUUUUUCGGGCCAUUUCCUAGUCCAAUUUUGGGCAUGAAUAGCUUAAAUAUAUUGGAUAUAAGAUUCAAUUCUUUCACUGGAUCAGUCCCACCUCAACUGUUCACUAAAGAUCAAUUAGACGCACUCUUCAUCAACAACAACAAUUUCAUGCAGAUGCUUCCUGAUAACAUCGCGACCAGCCAUGUCACAUAUCUUACUUUAGCUAACAACAGAUUUUUCGGUCCUAUCCCACAUAGUAUUUCCAAAAUCUUGUCGAGUUUGUCUGAGAUUUUGCUGCUUAACAACUUGUUAAGUGGAUGUCUUCCUUACGAGAUAGGAUUCUUAAACGAAGCAAUAGUCUUCGAUGCUGGCAAUAAUAGACUCACCGGUCCACUUCCAUUCUCAUUAGGGUGUUUGGAAAAUGUAGAAAUGUUGAAUUUUGCUAGAAAUCAGAUGUAUGGGAUAGUGCCUGAUGUGAUUUGUGCCCUGGGGAAUUUGGCAAAUUUAUCGUUAUCCGAUAACUAUUUCACAGGAUUUGGGCCAAUUUGUUUGAGAUUGAUAGAAAAUGGAGUGCUUGAUUUGAGGAAUAAUUGUAUUCCUGGUUUUCCAUUUCAAAGAUCAAUAGCUGAAUGUGUUGCAUUUUUUGCUUACCCAAGGUACUGUCCUCAUAUGGCUACAUAUACUUAUAUUCCUUGUUGGCUUUCAAAUUUCAAAACACCUCCUCUGGAUCUCCCUGAAUUGGCUCCUUAGUAAGGGCAACACGGUGUACAAAGCAUUCUGUGUUAGCA